Messenger RNA from Cadophora gregata, 4650 nucleotides. Its product is annotated as glyceraldehyde-3-phosphate dehydrogenase 1, variant 2. The record is from RefSeq and is a predicted model, not a curated record. Lineage: Eukaryota; Fungi; Ascomycota; Leotiomycetes; Helotiales; Ploettnerulaceae. Gene Ontology annotation, cellular component: cell cortex. The transcript is spliced from 5 exons. The coding region runs from base 1340 to 3679 and encodes 779 amino acids. Gene Ontology annotation, molecular function: GTPase activator activity; protein binding. Gene Ontology annotation, biological process: regulation of GTPase activity; regulation of actin cytoskeleton organization.
CCUCCCCUGCCAUGUCUGUCCAUGUCUGUCCAUGUCUGUCCGGCCCUUGUCCUGCCCUGACUGCACACUUCAUGUUUCGAAAUCUGGAAGUCAAGGCAAGGCAAGGCACGGCAAGGCAAGGCCCAGCAAGUGAAGUCAAAGACUCAAAAGUCGGAUCUGAUCUGAAGGCUCAAGGCUCAAGGCACGUCCUUUCCCGCCAAGCCGCUUCUCUUUCAGACUUGCAGCGCUGCACUGCACUGCACUCCACUGCACUGCACUGCUCUGCUCUGCACCUCCAUCUCUUCCUCUCCGCCGCCAUCCUCUGUUCUCUCCCGUCUUGUUCUGCUUGUCAUCCACUCCCGUCCCCUCCUUUUCUCCUCUUCCAGAAAGAGGCCACUCCAGUACAGACAACUAAUAAUCCAUCAAUCAAUCAAUCAUUCAAUCAAUCAAUCAAUCAAUCAAUCAAUCAAUCAAUCAAUCAAUCGCUCGAUUAAGCCUGCCCUCGGCCAUUUCAGCCCAGCCCAGCCCAGCACCAAGAUCAGGCCAACUUUGUCACCCCCCCCCCCCCCCCCCCCCCCCCGACCACAUCCCACAUCCAUAUCCACACCCAUAUCCACAUCCACAUCCCAACCCAGACCCCCAGCCUAAUCAAGAGCCGAAGCUCCCCUGGGUGUGCUGCCUCAACUCACCCACCCACUCACUCCUCUUGAAGUCUUCACUCCUUCACUCUCUCAACACUACCCAGGACCCAGGACCCAGGACCCAGGACCCAGGACCCAACUGUUGUGUUGCGCAAAGCUCGUCGUUCAUUUUCCUACUCAGGCCGCUCAACCGUCGUUGAUUGAUUGCAGUUCAUGCCAGAGGCCCCGACCUGCAUAAUCAAUCAUUCUCCGAUCAGAAACAUUCACAUUCGGACCUCUUUGCGACGAUCGCGCCAGUCUUUGAACAGCGUUCAACGCCACAAACACCUCUACAACGUGUCCCGAGUCUCGAAUCGAAGGGGUAAUAACCUAUUCUGUGUUCCUAUCCGACUCCAAUCGAAAUCGCUGGUCGACGUCCAGACGCAAGCCGUCUGCAUUAAAAGCAUCGCAUCCCCUCUCUCAGUUCACCGCCGCACGAUAAUACCCCUCUGCCACCUUUUGCAUCCGUUGAAGCUUUCGAAUAAUUCUCGAGCGUCCCAAUUACCGUAAUACCAAUUCCCUAGCGCUCCCGGUCACCGUUGACAGAUUUCUCAUUCUUUGUUCCCUGGGCGAGACAAAUACUUCGGACAUCUGCGAAACUUGACCUGACGCCUGAACAUCCUGAAACUUUGGGGACAAUUGCAUAACUCGACCACCUUCGCACUCGGUGAGUGCAAAUAAUGAGCGUCAUGCUUCAGACCCCAUCGCGGGCGUCAACAGCGUCCUCCUCUUCCUUCCAACCAGUAUCACGCCAGAACACAAUGUCUUCUCACGAUGGAGGGCGGUCUGUCCGACAGUCGAAACGGUAUUCUAUGACCACGCUGUAUAUGUCGAUGUCUGCGAAUGAGAAGGAUUUGGAGAUUGAAGAUGACUUAGCCAAAGCCCAGAAGAUUCUCCGCGACCUCAAAUCCAAGAUCUCGUCCCAGUCAAAGAAGAAUUUCGUGUUAGAAAAGGAUGUCAGAUACCUAGAUUCAAGGAUUGCGCUCUUGAUCCAAAAUCGAAUGGCUCUGGAAGAGCAAAACGAGGUUGCAAGCCAUCUUGAAGAUGCAGCUGAUCUGCAGGAAGGUUUCUUUCCAAACGACGAGAAGACGCAGAAAUAUGGCAAUCUGCUGUUCCUUUUACAAUCUGAGCCUCGACACAUCGCACAUCUCUGCCGCCUGGUCACAAUGGCUGAGAUUGACUCACUCCUACAAACAGUUAUGUUUACGAUUUACGGAAAUCAAUACGAGAGCCGCGAAGAGCACCUUCUUUUGACUAUGUUUCAGUCUGUGUUGACCUAUCAAUUCGAUAAUACCCCCGAAUACUCCUCCCUUCUGCGAGCAAAUACUCCUGUAUCGCGAAUGAUGACCACCUAUACCCGACGUGGACCUGGACAGAGCUACCUCAAGACCGUGCUGGCUGACCGAAUCAAUGGACUUAUCGAAUUGAAGGACCUGGACCUCGAGAUCAACCCGCUGAAGGUAUAUGAGCGAAUGAUUGAGCAGAUUGAAGAGGACACCGGCAGCUUACCAGCAUCCCUGCCGAGAGGAGUGACCGCCGAACAAGCGGCUGAAAAUGCACAAGUGCAGGCGAUCAUUGAACCGAGAUUGACGAUGCUGAUGGAAAUCGCGAAUGGCUUUCUCACGACAAUCAUCGAUGGACUAGAAGAAACACCUUAUGGAAUCAGAUGGAUCUGCAAGCAGAUCAGGAGUUUGACCAAGCGAAAGUAUCCAGAUGCCAACGACCAGGUUAUCUGUACUCUUAUCGGUGGAUUCUUCUUCCUUCGGUUCAUCAAUCCUGCCAUCGUCACACCCAAAUCAUACAUGCUCAUCGAUGGAACUCCAGCAGAGAAGCCAAGACGAACGCUGACUUUGAUUGCCAAGAUGCUCCAAAAUCUUGCUAACAAACCUUCCUACGCAAAAGAGCCAUAUAUGGCUAAGCUUCAACCAUUCAUCCAACAGAACAAGGAGCGAGUGAACAAGUUUAUGCUUGAUCUUUGCGAAGUCCAGGACUUCUACGAGAGUUUGGAAAUGGACAAUUAUGUUGCACUGUCAAAGAAGGACUUGGAGCUUUCCAUCACUCUCAACGAAGUCUAUGCAACUCACGCCUUACUGGAGAAACACAGUGCUGAGCUGAACAAGGAUGAGAAUUCUCACUUGGCCGUAAUUCUUAACGACCUCGGACAAGCGCCCGCACAAUUGCCCCGCAAAGAAAACAGAGCCAUCAACUUACCACUUUUCAGCAAGUGGGAAACAGCAAUCGACGAUCUGACAGCUGCUCUGGACAUUACCCAAGAAGAAGUAUAUUUUAUGGAGGCCAAGUCAACAUUUGUCCAGAUCAUGCGUUCAAUACCAACCAACAGUGCGGUAGCACGGAGACCAUUGCGCCUCGAAAGAGUUGCAGAUGCCGCAGCUACAUCCAGAAAUGACGCAGUGAUGGUACGGAAGGGUAUCCGUGCAAUGGAGCUCCUGAGUCAACUGCAAGAACUGCAGGUGAUUGACAAAUCCGAUCAAUUCAGUCUCCUCCGGGACGAGGUAGAGCAAGAGCUCCAGCAUCUCGGCUCGCUUAAAGAUGGUGUUGUUGUGGAGACACAGAAGCUCGAGGAGGUAUUCAAGACCAUCCGUGAUCACAACACCUAUCUUGUUGGUCAACUUGAGACGUACAAGAGCUACCUUCACAACGUCCGAAGCCAGAGUGAAGGUACAAGGAGAAAACAACAAAAGCAUCAAGUACUUGGCCCAUACAAAUUCACCCACCAGGCUUUAGAAAAGGAGGGCGUCAUCCAGAAGAGUAAUGUGCCAGAUAACCGAAGAGCGAACAUCUACUUCAACUUUACGAGUCCUUUGCCGGGGACGUUUGUCAUCUCGCUUCACUACAAAGGCCGCCAACGUGGACUUCUAGAGCUUGAUCUCAAGCUCGACGAUCUACUGGAAAUGCAGAAGGACAACCAGGAAGAUCUCGAUCUCGAAUACGUCCAGUUCAAUGUGCCGAAGGUUUUGGCACUCCUCAACAAGCGUUUCGCGAGAAAGAAGGGAUGGUAGUUGAUCUCCGUCUCGUGUCUGAUUCGAGCCAAAGAGGUUCCUAUACUUCUGGAGGCUGUACGAUUGUUAGGUAUAGGGUUAAGCGAUGAUGUUAAUUUGAUGAUGGAUGCAAAGGAGUGCACGGUGGUGUAUGAUGGAUGGGCCGGCCGGACGGAAUGGCUGGACCCGGCGGAAUGGAUUGGACGAUAUGGCUUGACUAGGCUGGAAUUUUUGGGACCGGAGGAGGAGUUACGUUGAACUUUGGCUUUGGCUUUUGUCUGUUUACCUAUGAUAUCCGGCGGACUUUGGCUGGUUCGGUUGUUCUAUUCUACUACUAUGUUUUAUUAUAGCUGGGUGAUGGGGAGGCGAUGCAAUGCUACGUGGACCAAUGGACGCCUGAAAGUCAGGCAGGGAGGCAGGCACGCAGGCAGCUGGACGAGGGCGUACUUGACUGAUCUGAUCUGAUUUGAUUUGAUUUGAUUGAUAAACGAUCGAAUGAAAUUGCGCAUGAAAGGAGCACACUUAUCUACUACUUUUCUGCGUCCAUCUUGACUCUGGGAUUCCUUGGUCUCUUGCUCAGUAUUAUCUGUCACAACGACUCAACACUUCCUUCCCUACCCGUGAUUUCCGAGUCCUGGCGUCUGGUCUACCUAUCUGCUGAUUUUUGAAUUGUACACUUGAAACAUGAAACUUCAAUAAAUUCGAGUUUGAAUGUGAUAGAUAGAUAUAUUUCUAUCCCGUUGCGUCGUGUCUAGCCGUACUCGUGGUUUACGGGGGUUUCGGUGUUUACCUUAGAGCUUUGAAGGAGGAGAAAAUGUUUGCUUUUGCGGUAAAAAUUGAUGAGAGAGAUGGAUGGAUGGAUGAAGAAUGCCCUUUGAAGGAGAAUAACUUACAAUGGCGGCUCGGCAAUUUUGUGGUUUGAGGAUAUUUUAAAAGUGGUGAAGCCAAGGGCCGGGAUGAGAGGAGAAGGAAUGGAUGGGAUGGGAGGAUGG